AUGUCAGUUGAACCGGUUGGCGCAACUCUUGGACUCCUCGGUCUCGUUGGCACCGUCGUGGAGGCCAUCCAUUUCGGAUACGCCGUCAAGGACAUGACCGGCAGCCUUCGAACGGCCCGCAUGAAGCUCGACCUGGAGGGUUCUCUUCUCCAGUCAUGGGCCGAGAACGUCCUGCUCGACGAGGAAGGUCUGGCAGGCGGAGUCCGGGUCAUUCCAGCCUCGAUUGCAGCGCUCGUCAGGGAGACCUUGGAAGAGCUGUUGAGGCUUUUUAACGAGUCUUCCGGCAUUGUGGACAAGUAUGUCAGCCAGAAGCAUGUCGAGCCGCUCAGCAUUGCCAGGCAAACUGUCAGGCCCGGCAACCUUUUCCGAUGGCUGUCUGUCAAGCAGGUCCCUCGGCCAAAGGCAAUUAAAUGGGCCAUCAGAGACGGUCCAAGGCUGGAGGGUCUGAUCUCUGACAUCGACUUCUUCCAGGACAAGCUCCACAAAAGGCUGCCCUUGAACAUGGAGCUUUUCAGGCUGCAGAUCCUGGUCGAUACUGUCGCUGAAAGCACCGUGGAUCAUCUCGAGGUUCUACGCAAGGCAGCUGAGGAAAUCAUGAACACCAGACCAGCAGAUGCACCCGCGAUGCAGUCCAUCUGCGCAGCGGCCUUGAUCCGCGAGAACCUGCCUCGGUGGGAGCUUGACGUCGCUCACCUUAAUGACUACAUGGCGACUCUGAAGAAGGAGAUGACGGCUUUUGGCUCAAGCCCUCCGGCAGACAUGACGCUAUGGCGAACUCAGCUCCGCGACACAGGUCAAUCUGUCAUCGUAGAAUGGAGGCCGAUCGAGGUCCGGCCUGCACAAGACGGAUUGUUCGAGCGCGACGUCGUUCAGAUGGCGAACCUACUGUCAAGCCUGGACCGGCAUCCAGACGCCCACCUCCCGACGUGUCUAGGCUAUGUGAAGCAAAGCGAUUACGACGGCAGCAGGCCACGAUACGGCCUGGUCUUUUCUGCAGCGAGAGGAGAAGCAGCCAUCGGUCAGACCGACGGGCCACCGACGCUGUUCAAGGCAAUUCAGGACAGCCAACACUCGAGCAAACUCCCAGAUGUCGCCGACCGACUCCGUAUGGCCCUUGCACUCUCCAUUUCCGUGUUUCAGCUCAUGGCCGCUGGAUGGUUCCAUAAAGGCAUCACCAGCUCCAACAUUGCCCUAGUGUCCGCGACUAAGACAGCAGCCGAGGAUCAAAAUCCAGGGGAGGGCAGCAGAAGCAGCAGCAGCAGCAGCAGCAGCAGAAGUAGCCCAUUCUCAUCUGACUUCAUCCUUCUCGGGUUCCAGGUCGCCCGUUCCGACGCCAACGGCCAAGUGUCGCGCGACCCAGCCGUGUCUCGCUCGUUCGACAGCUACCGACACCCGGCGGGCGUCAGCAUCGAGUGGGGGACACAGCGGUACAUGCAAGCAGGCGGUUACCGACGCGAGUUUGACAUCUACAGUCUCGGCGCUGUCAUGGCCGAGAUUGGGCUGUGGCAUUCCCUCGAGUACAUCCGGGGGCGCGAGGACGCAAAGAGGCAGAGGACGGGCCAGCCGGCGCUCUCGGCGGUCGAGUGGAGCGCGUUCCUGAGAGGCAAAGUGCGAGACGAGAUGCCAGGGGCCAUGGGCGGGAGGGUCGCAGCAGUAGUAGAUUGGUGUCUUGGGGUGGGAGCAGGUAUGAAUCCGCAGCCAGGCCAUAUUGGGUCUCUGCUUUCGGGGUUUGAAGAGUGCGUGUUGAGGCCUUUGAUGGCUUGUAGGAUUUAG
This is a messenger RNA of Ilyonectria robusta, 1773 nucleotides long. RefSeq lists its product as uncharacterized. NCBI's taxonomy places the organism in Eukaryota, Fungi, Ascomycota, Sordariomycetes, Hypocreales, Nectriaceae. The record is from RefSeq and is a predicted model, not a curated record. The coding region runs from base 1 to 1773 and encodes 590 amino acids. The transcript has a single exon.